This is a messenger RNA of Molossus molossus (Pallas's mastiff bat), 1185 nucleotides long. RefSeq names its product RasGEF domain family member 1C (gene RASGEF1C). Lineage: Eukaryota; Metazoa; Chordata; Mammalia; Chiroptera; Molossidae. Gene Ontology annotation, biological process: positive regulation of GTPase activity; Ras protein signal transduction. Gene Ontology annotation, molecular function: guanyl-nucleotide exchange factor activity. The record is from RefSeq and is a predicted model, not a curated record. Gene Ontology annotation, cellular component: plasma membrane.
AUGCCCCAGACACUGAGUGCCUUCAACAUGGUCACCCCAGGCAACCCCAGCCCACCCUGCACCAAGCCCAUGGACGAUGAGCAGGGCAAGCAGCCCAUCCUGGAUGGGGCUCCAUCCUCAGCCUCCCUGUACACCCUGAUGCAGUACCUGGUGCCCACGGCCAACUACUACCCCAAGAAAGCCUACAUCUUCACCUUCCUGCUGAGCUCCCACCUCUUCAUUGAGCCGGAGCUCCUGGCCCGGGUCUGCCACCUGUAUAUUGAGCAGCAGCAGCAGGACAAGCCAGUGCUGGACAAGGCCCAGGUCCAGAAGUUUGGCCCCAAACUGCUCUAGCUGUUGGCGGAGUAGGAGACCUUCUCACAGGACUUCCAGGAGGAGUCGACCAUCUGGAACAUAAAGGACAUGGUAGGCUGCAUCGCCCCCUGUGGUGAGGCAUACAGAAGGAGGAUGCACCAGUUCCUGUAGGCUUGGCUGGGUGCCGCCAAGCCCAUCUCCUACAGGACCAAGCCACCAGCCUCCAUCCAUAGGGAGCUCCUCAGCAUCUGCAGUGACCCCUACAUGCUGGCCCAGCAGCUGACCCAUGUGGAGCUGCUGCGACACAGACACAUCGGGUCUGAGGAAUUUGUCCAGGCUUUUGUGAACAAGGACUCUCUGGCCAGUACAAACCCCUGUUUCAGUGAUAAAACCAAGAACCUGGAAGCUUAUGUGAAAUAGUUCAACAGAUUGUGCUACCUCAUGGCGACUGAGAUUUGUAUACCGUUCAAGAAGAAGCAGAGGGCCCAGGUGAUCAAAUUCUUCAUUGACAUGCCCCCUGAGUGCUUCAACAUUGGCAACUUCAGCUCCCUCAUGGCCAUCACAUCUGGCAUGAACAUGAGCCCUGUGUCCAGGCUGAAGAAGACAUGGGCCAAAGUAAAGACAGACAAGUUUUUCAUCCUAGAGCACCAGAUGGAUCCAACAGGAAAUUUCUGCAACUACAGGACAGCCCUCUGUGGGGCCACCCACCACUCCCUGACUGCCCACAAAAGCUGGAAAAAGAAAUUUCUGGAGUGUCCCUUGGAACAAGACUGCAACAUCACCCACUACCACACUGCCCCCAUCUUCAGCAAGGAUGACAUGAGGAUCGGGGAGCUGGAGGAGGAGGAGGAGGAGAGAAAGUCUGAAGAAGCCCUCUGCAGUCCUGCCUAG